Molecule: messenger RNA, 4472 nt
Organism: Onychostoma macrolepis
Lineage: Eukaryota; Metazoa; Chordata; Actinopteri; Cypriniformes; Cyprinidae
Gene: phlda3
Product: pleckstrin homology-like domain, family A, member 3
Exons: 2
Coding region: 468-851 (127 amino acids)
Biological process (GO): positive regulation of apoptotic process
Molecular function (GO): phosphatidylinositol phosphate binding
Source: RefSeq, a predicted model, not a curated record
UGUUUAUCGGGCAGCAGCAGCAGCAGCAUUCCAGAGUGCAGUUAAAGUAGGACUAAUCCCCAUGACGUCACGAGGGGGUGGAGGGGGGAGCCUUCAGAAACACGAGAGGAGUCGCUUUCAGAGGAGCAAGUACCAACAUGCCCAGAUUACGGGACUUCCAAGUAGAUUGUAACAAUAUAUAAAAGUCGGAAAUGGAUCUUUAGCCACUGAGGAGUCUGGCGGCAAUGCAGCGACGAUGCGUUAGAAUCAGGAACGGGUUCUUUAGAGGAAUGAUUUUCAGCAGAAACCUUUAAAGUUGAGCGAAACGAAAUAAAUGAAGGCGUUUUAUACCGUAUGUAGUGGGCGCACAGCGGUUACGCGCGUUUGCGUACAAUGCUCGGUCGUUAACGCUACGCGAAAACAGCAGCGAACGCUUUGCCGAUUCUAAUUAACGAUUGUUUUUGGUUUCACACCGACCUUCAUUCAGAAUGAACCAGUGUAAAGUCAUGAAGGAUGGCUAUCUGGAGAAGAGGAGUAAUGGACUUCUGCAGCUGUGGAAGAAGAAGCGUUGCGUUCUGACAGAGGACGGACUCCGGCUGUACGACUGUAAAGGCGAGAGCAGUAAAGAGAUGCGCUUCGAGGAGAUGACCACGCUGGACUGCGUGGAGUAUAAACGGGGUCUGGUGUACUUCACCAUCGUGAUGAACGGUGGGAAGGAGACUGACUUCAGGUGCCAGCAGGAGGGAACGGCGUGGAACGCGGAGAUCGCGCUCGCGCUGGUGCGCUUCAAAAACCGCGUCGCCGUUCAGACCGGCAGGAACAGACAUUUGUCACAUCUGGGCAGCUGCGGCGAGGGAGACGUCGAGCUUUGAGGAUUACUCAACCUAGACACAGGACUGGAUCCAAAAGAGAGAGAAACAGUGGACAAGAAUUGAAGGCAGGAGCCCAAUGCUAAGAAAACACCCGAUGAAAAACUUUAAAACUCACAUAUUUCUUUUCUUUUGUGCUUCCACCAUUUUUCAAAGUGACAGCUUUUGGCGUGCUCACAGACACAGCGGAUGGAUUUGUACAUGUGGGUGUUAGGCCAUGGAUGUUUUGUACACAGUGGAGUUUUUUCAUGCACUUUUAGUUAGACAGAAGUCAACAGCAACAGAGACCCAAUGGGUUGCUCUUCACCAUAAUUCAAUGCUAAAUUCACUCCUCACAACGCCAGAGUGGAUUAUGGCAUGGACUUUACACUUUUAAUAGACACAUUUACCUCAUGCUAAAUGGAGGACUUACGCUCAGUAUUAUAAGUGAAAGCAUGAUGCUGCUUUAGCAGACAUUAACCAUAGAUGAAGUAUGACUCACAGCUGCACUGUUUAACAUUUCAUAAGUAUUUGAACAGCGAAUCUGGAUUCAUUCACUUGUAAAGGUUUUCAACCGCACACAAAGCACGGCAGGAAGACCAGACUGCUGUUCCUUGGAAUGUAUCCCGACUGGACGGAAAACUUGAUGGAUGUGUUUUUAUUUUAUUUUCCAUUGGACAAUGCUGUUAUUACUACAAUUUUCUCCAUAUUCUGCCGAGCGGUUGCCAAAGUUAGAAAAUAAUCAUCUGCAUUGUGGUGGUUAAAAAAGAUUAUAGAGGAAAUGCAUUCUGCACGUUCGGUACACAUUGUCCAAAUAAAAAGAAAAAUUUUGUGGCUUUGAAAGACAUAUCGGUGUGAAUUUCUCUUAAUUAGUUCAUCGAGGCCCGAGGCAACAGCAGGAUUUUUAAUGCUAAUUAGAAGCAGUGUUUCAGCUCUCAGACGCUUUCUCGACUCUCAACCUCAAGUGUCUCUGCAGCACAUGCCCGGACAAUGGCCUCACUGACUAAUAAUGUCCCGCCUUGCCUUCUUUCCCCAGCUGUCAGUUUCACAGCAAGGCCGUCAAAGAAGUUGUCAAACAGGGCUUUUUCUUCAGGAUGAAUAUGUUUUGCUAUUGUGCAGUAAUCUGUGGAAGUUAAGUGCUGCACUGCUGCGUUAACAAACUGAGGCGUGAAGGGAAGUGUAGUAUUAAUCUGAAACAUGCCAUAACCAGUUUGUUAUCUUAAUAAAUCUCUAGAUUAAAUGACAGACCAUGAAAGAUCCGUUCAAAGUCACUGAGAAUCUGAUGAAAUCCUCACAUGUAGUUCUUAACUGAGGGGUCAUGACUGAAUAAUGACGUGCGGGUCAGAUUUGAUUGGGAAAAACAAUGUUAAAUGCAAAUAUUAGUUCAGUCUGAAGCAUAAAGAACAUUAAAUAGAUACUAUGCCUCAGUUAUUGAGCAUCAGUUCCAGUUUGACUAAGUCAGGGUCCAAUAUGUUUAUGUGGUUUUUACGCCGUUGUUCCAGCCGUUACAAUGUUAUUAUGGUGGCCAUGAGACACAUAACAGUUAAAAAGACAUAUGAUAUAAACAAAUAUAUAUUAAACAUAGCAACAGAUAUUUAUCAAAAAAUGUAGAGAUUUUGAGAAUGACAGAUGCCAUUAAUAUAUAAUGAUAUGUUUAAAUAUGCAUUUUUAUGUAUAUGCAUAUUUAUAUUUAAACUUCUAAUUAUAUAUUUUAUUUUAAAUAUGCAAUUUAUAUUUAUAUACAUUUCACAAUUAAUGCUUCUAUUCAGCAAACAUUAAAUUAAGAGACAGUUAAGACAUUUGAAUAGUUAUUUCAAAUAAAUGCUGAUCUUUCAAAAUUCCUGAAAAAAAAAAAAAUCGAUAUUGAAUCAGCAUAUUAGAAAUAUUAAAAUAUAAGAAAAAAAUAUAUUCAAAUACACACACACACACAUAUAUAUAUGAUUUUCUUGAUUUUCAAAAGUCAAUUAAUUUGUGACAGGUGAAUGUAGCAUUUUUUGACAAGCCAAUCAUGUCAGUCUCUGAGUAACAUAUAAUUUAUUUAAGUCACUAAAUAAACUCCAUUUUGUAAAAUAAAUAUAAUGAACAUUUUGAACGCCUCCAUUAUGUUUUAUAAUACCCAAAAAAUCAAACAAUUCACCCCUCACGCAUGUUUACAUGUCCGUCAAAAACGUAGGCUGGCUGUUGGUUGAAAUACUAGAACGAAAAACAUCAACGAACACAUGCAUGGGCAUCAGUGUCUGUAACUCUAUUCGUAUGACCCUGCGAUUAUGACUUUGCAAUCUGUUCCAAAUUAACCAAUGCACUCAAGUGAAGUGACCUUCUACUAACAUCCCCUGCUGAGUGUGCAGGCAGCAUUGAAGACUGCCAUAUUCCACUCUCUCCAGUAUAGCUCUGGUCUCAUCUCCAGGCCGUUCGGUGCCCUGGGCUGUGCCUGUGGCCUUGCAAUAAUAGGCAGAUUGUGUGUGUGGAAAACCCCAGAGCCGGAACUUCUGAGGAGGCUCUGUUAAAAAAAGCCACAGUCUUGAGAUGACUCAGCAGUCUGGCAGCUUCCUUACAGCUUUCUGGACCUCAACACAUGUGUGCAAUGGCUUGUGCACAGCAGUUUCAGAAUAAAGUCCUCUUUGAGUGUGUGUAUAGUGUUGAACUGUAAUUAGACCAAAAUACAGGCUACUAAUUGCUCUGUAGAGGCUGCUAAGCUUCAAUUUACUCCAUUGCAAGUCCUUCAGAAGUAGAUAAGAGCUAUAAAUGUGUAGUUAUUUAUUUACUCUAAAUAUAUUAUGUCAUAAUGGAGUUGUCUGAUUGUUCAUAGUGAAUAAGGUUGCUUGUCACUCCCAGUUACAUAAUGCUUCAGUCUGCACCUGGACAUGUUGUGGCAUCUUUUCCCAAAGGUGUGUCGAUGCAGUUUCAAUGGGGUUAGAGGCGGCACAUGGUGGCAGUCAGAUUGCAUGGAUGCGGAUUCACGCUCAAACACACUCACGAGUCAUGAGAGAAAUGAGCUGCAGUAAUAGAGCCAUGUGAAGUGUGUUCAACAGCUGAGCUCUGAUAAUAAACACUGCAGGAAGGAUGCUCAUAUAUGCACAUCCAUCUACAACCAAUUAUUUUGAAUUGUGUUUUUUUUUUUUUUGUCCAAAAUUUGUCAUUGGUAUGUUACCUUUUCGAAAGGUACACAUAUGAACCAUUUAGGUACUACUAUGUAACUUUAAGGUAGCUACUGCUGUGCAUCCUUUAGGGGUAAAUAAGGUACAAAGGUGUACCUUUAGAAAAGCUUUUGUACCUUUUUUCUCAGAUUGUUCAGUUUUUACCAACAUUCUUCACAGUAUCUUCUUUUGUGUUUCAUAGACGUUAUUCAGGUUUGGUUCAACAUGAGGUGAGUGGAUGGUGACAGAAUUUGUACUUUUGAAUGGACUGUCUCUUCAAGUGAAAUGAAAACACCAAAAAUAAACAAAAGAAGCAGAAACUUCAGGUUAAUGUGGUGUUGUUUUUUCUGGACUGUUGUUGUCCCGUCUCUCUCUCUAGACACAUUCCAGAAGGUUUUGUGCGUCAUUGACAGAGGCAUGUGAGGAGCAGAGAGACCAUGUGUGUGUAAACUGUGUUAAAAUAGCAGAUGAGUGUGAGCCUGAUGAAUUCUGCGCGCCUCUUUAACCU